AUGGAGAAGACAGAGGCUGAGAGCGAGGGCAAAGCGUCUACAAGAAAUGGGCACUCGGAUCCAUUUAAUAUCCAGCAACCGAGCGUGGAAACCAUGUUGCAUCUCAGCGAUUUGCAGGACCGGCGGUCUAGCAGCAGUUCCCUGCCCAGCAGCGUGGCUGAGAAGGAGUGCAACUCGGACCUGAACAGCGACCAGGACAAGGCAAAGGACUGCAACGGGCAAGUGGUCCCCAAGGUCAUGCUGGAGCGCUCCGCUACGGUGAUUGAUUUCAACCCAACCAACGAGCCGGAGAAAUCAGACCACAACCACCUCACUGUGGGUAACCAAGAUGGGCCAGGCCUUGAGAAGAGGGUGGGGAGUGCCAUCAGUGUCAUCUCCAACGCUGUGGAAGAGCUGGAGGAAGCUCACCAGAAGUGCCCGUCCUGGUGGUACAAAUUUGCCCACACGUUCCUGGUCUGGAACUGCUGUCCUCUGUGGAUGAAGCUGAAGGAUUUUGUCAAGCUGGUGGUGAUGGACCCCUUCGUGGACCUGGGCAUCACCAUCUGCAUUGUGCUCAACACAGUCUUCAUGGCCAUGGAGCAUUACCCCAUGACGGAGAAGUUUGAGAACGUGCUAACCGUGGGGAACCUGGUCUUUACGGGGAUCUUCACGGCAGAGAUGGUCCUGAAGCUCAUUGCUUUGGACCCCUACGAGUAUUUCCAGCAGGGCUGGAAUAUCUUUGACAGCAUCAUUGUCACCCUGAGCCUGGUGGAGCUGGGCCUGGCCAACGUGCAAGGGCUCUCCGUGCUUCGCUCCUUCCGCUUGCUGAGGGUUUUCAAGCUUGCCAAGUCCUGGCCCACCCUCAACAUGCUCAUCAAGAUCAUCGGCAACUCAGUGGGCGCCCUGGGGAACCUCACGCUGGUGCUGGCCAUCAUCGUCUUCAUCUUCGCCGUGGUGGGGAUGCAGCUCUUUGGGAAGAGCUACAUCGAGUGUGUGUGCAAGAUCUCCCUCGACUGCACGCUGCCCCGCUGGCACAUGAAUGACUUCUUCCACUCCUUCCUCAUCGUCUUCCGCAUCCUCUGCGGGGAGUGGAUAGAGACCAUGUGGGACUGCAUGGAGGUGGCUGGCCAGACCAUGUGCCUCAUCGUCUUCAUGAUGGUCAUGGUCAUCGGGAACCUUGUGGUGCUGAACCUGUUCUUAGCUUUGCUGCUGAGCUCCUUCAGUGCUGAUAGCCUGGCGGCGUCGGACGACGAUGGAGAGAUGAACAAUUUGCAGAUCGCUCUUGGCAGGAUCACCAAGGGGAUCGACUUCGUGAAGACCUCUAUCCUCAUGCUGCUCCGCAGGCUGUGGAAGGGGAAGAAGGUGGCCCCGGAGGAAGAGCAAGAGCACAGUAAGAGGGACAACUCUGUGCUAAACCAUGUGGACACUGGCCAGGAGCCCAAGUCGGAGUACCUGGAUGGAGGCACUGGCAAAGAGUAUUUUUUCAUGGAUGAACUGGACCACAUGAAUUUCAUUAACAACCCCAACCUGACGGUGCAAGUCCCCAUCGCCUCGGAGGAGUCUGACCUCUAUGAGGAGACGAGCACCCAGUCCGACACCGAAGAUGCCAAG
Messenger RNA from Fulmarus glacialis (Northern fulmar), 1590 nucleotides. Its product is annotated as sodium channel protein type 4 subunit alpha-like. The annotation marks the transcript as partial. NCBI's taxonomy places the organism in Eukaryota, Metazoa, Chordata, Aves, Procellariiformes, Procellariidae. Gene Ontology annotation, biological process: neuronal action potential; membrane depolarization during action potential; sodium ion transmembrane transport. The transcript has 7 exons. Gene Ontology annotation, cellular component: axon; voltage-gated sodium channel complex; plasma membrane. The record is from RefSeq and is a predicted model, not a curated record. Gene Ontology annotation, molecular function: voltage-gated sodium channel activity.